Molecule: messenger RNA, 6602 nt
Organism: Dicentrarchus labrax (European seabass)
Lineage: Eukaryota; Metazoa; Chordata; Actinopteri; Moronidae
Gene: klhl20
Product: kelch-like family member 20
Exons: 15
Coding region: 301-2130 (609 amino acids)
Molecular function (GO): protein binding
Source: RefSeq, a predicted model, not a curated record
AUUUGGCAUGCGCAUACAGAGGAAGAAAAGCAGCAGUGUUUAACCGACGGCAUUAAAUUGUAAACAUUAGCAACCUGGGCGACUUCUCCGGGCCGUUGGGAUGGAAAUAUAAGCAGAAGUCCACCUGGCUGCAGCAGCCUGUGACAGCUGAUUCUCAAACCCACAACCUGUUUCAACAACAAGUGCAGAUGUCAACGUUUACAGUACAACAGGAGAAGAGGGCUCUGAUUAACCCAUGAACACACCCUAAAGGAAGCUGAGUAAACUCAAGGUGUGGGACCAAACAUUGUUCUUCAGUGCAUGGACGCAAAGCCAAUGCGCAGGGCCACCAGCGCACGCCAAGACGCCACUGGAAUGGACAUUACCAGCCGCUGUACUCUGGGGGACCCCAACAAGCUCCCUGAAGGGGUCCCCCAGCCCGCGCGCAUGCCCUACGUCUCAGACAAACACCCGCGGCAGACCCUUGAGGUGAUCAACCUUCUGAGAAAACACCGGGAGCUCUGCGACGUGGUGCUGGUGGUGGGCGCCAAGAAGAUUUACGCUCACCGCGUGAUCCUGUCCGCCUGCAGCCCCUACUUCAGGGCGAUGUUCACUGGAGAGCUGGCAGAGAGCAGGCAGACCGAAGUGGUAAUCCGCGACAUCGAUGAGAGAGCCAUGGAGCUGCUCAUUGACUUUGCCUACACCUCACAGGUGACUGUAGAGGAAGGAAAUGUCCAGACGCUGCUCCCUGCCGCCUGCCUUCUCCAGCUGGCUGAGAUCCAGGAGGCCUGCUGCGAGUUCCUCAAGAGACAGCUGGAUCCCUCCAACUGUCUGGGCAUCAGGGCCUUCGCAGACACGCACUCCUGCCGCGAGCUGCUCCGCAUCGCAGACAAGUUCACCCAGCACAAUUUUCAGGAGGUAAUGGAAAGUGAAGAGUUCAUGCUGCUGCCUGCCAACCAGUUGAUAGACAUCAUUUCCAGCGAUGAGCUCAACGUGCGGAGCGAGGAGCAGGUUUUCAACGCAGUGAUGGCCUGGGUGAAAUACAGCAUCCAGGAACGCAGACCGCAGCUUCCCCAGGUCCUGCAGCACGUCCGUCUGCCGCUGCUCAGCCCCAAGUUCCUGGUGGGCACCGUCGGGUCAGACCCUCUCAUUAAGAGUGACGAGGAGUGCAGAGACCUGGUUGACGAGGCUAAGAAUUACCUGCUGCUGCCACAGGAGAGGCCAUUGAUGCAGGGCCCCAGAACCCGGCCCAGGAAACCCAUCCGCUGUGGAGAAGUGCUCUUUGCAGUCGGAGGCUGGUGCAGCGGUGACGCCAUUUCCAGCGUGGAGCGCUACGACCCACAGACCAACGAGUGGCGGAUGGUGGCGUCGAUGAGUAAACGGCGAUGCGGAGUCGGUGUCAGCGUUCUGGAUGACUUGCUGUACGCAGUGGGAGGUCAUGACGGCUCGUCGUACCUCAACUCGGUGGAAAGAUAUGAUCCUAAGACCAACCAGUGGAGCAGUGAUGUGGCCCCCACUAGCACUUGUCGGACCAGUGUGGGAGUGGCUGUCCUCGGUGGUUAUCUGUAUGCUGUAGGAGGACAGGAUGGGGUUUCCUGUCUCAACAUUGUAGAACGGUAUGAUCCUAAGGAGAACAAAUGGACCCGUGUGGCCUCCAUGAGCACCAGGCGACUGGGUGUAGCUGUGGCUGUGCUGGGGGGGUUCCUGUACGCUGUAGGAGGGUCUGAUGGGACGUCACCAUUAAAUACAGUGGAGCGCUACAACCCUCAAGAGAACCGCUGGCACACGGUGUCCCCCAUGGGAACCAGGAGGAAGCACCUUGGCUGCGCGGUCUACCAGGACAUGAUUUACUCUGUCGGAGGGAGGGACGACACCACAGAGCUGAGCAGUGCAGAGCGAUACAACCCCAGGACCAACCAGUGGUCUCCUGUAGUGGCCAUGACGUCCAGACGGAGCGGGGUGGGUCUGGCUGUGGUGAACGGUCAGCUGAUGGCAGUGGGGGGCUUCGAUGGGACGACGUAUCUUAAAACUAUAGAAGUCUACGACCCCGAUGCCAACACGUGGAGGUUGUACGGAGGAAUGAACUACCGCCGGCUAGGUGGAGGGGUGGGCGUCAUUAAAAUGACUCACUGUGAAUCCCACAUAUGGUAACACCAACCCCCUCUCCCAACCCCACACACACGCUCUCACACACCCCUCAUCACGCUGCAAUGGAUGCCUCUUUUCACCGACUCUCGUGCCUCCAAAAGAGACGCUGUAAUUCACGCGAGGAUGAGAAAGACGUGGGGGGAGACGAGACGGAAAGAGGAACUUUGAACUCUAGUUCAUCCCCAACCCCCCUCUGAGGUCAUUAUUAACUUUGGAGUAACCUGGCUGUCUUCAUUGAUUGACCGCUGUCACCCUGAAGUGCACUGAGAGCAGACAUCUACCGAGUACCAUUAAACUUCCAGUUUGGAGAGGUCGGUCCUUCUCCUGCAACCUCCCCAUGCUCAUCCUCCAGGCCUCGCGCUCUGGGACAUCUGAUUUGGCUGGAACUCAUCUUGGGGGAGAUUAGCUCACAUUUCUAAAGUGUUCAUCGUGUCACUGGAAGAGGGGACUGAAAGUCUGUCACCUUCCCGUGUUCUUGAAUGCUAGCCCCUAAAUCCUGGCUACUGACCACCGCCCUCAACGAGUUAAAACAGCCAGUGGACCAGCGAACCUUCUGUUCAGUGUGUGAGAUUGAUUAUUUCCUAAAGACAUUGCAUACUGUCUGUCAGAGGUAAAUCUCUCAUUGUUUUUCUACUCUGCUUUAGGCUUCGAAGCGAACAUCUCAACUUAUGUCUAACGUCUCUAGGCUUCAUGUGUAGCAUUAAACAGUAGAGAGCUGUCAGGCAGUUCUCUCCUGAAAGUCUGCGUUUAGGCUGGACACCCAGAGAGGAAAAACAAUUAAUAUCACCAAUAAUGGUCACCAGGGAAGAUGGAUUUCAUUACAAGGACAUGUGUGAGGAAGUCCCUGCUGUCUGUUACCGGAUGCUGUCUGUUACGAAACUUAACCCCUCAGUAGGAAGAACUCGAAUCAUCCAAUCGUGUCGCUGGUUUAUUGUUGGCUCCAGUGCUGAAACCUAAAGGCCUCACUAUGCUUCAGACUAACUCAAGGCUUUGCAUUAUCAGAUGUAAUUAUGGACUGAGUCCAUUAUCUGACGGCUUGUUGGCGGCUGAUAUCUCAGCCACAGAUAUACUGUGCAUCCCCAGUUUAUCCCUGUUAUGCCAAAUGGCAGAGGUCUGCUGUCAUAACGUACACAUGGCUACAUCUCACUGCCUCUCCCAUCUCAAGACCCGCCCCUUUUUGCCGUCCAAUAACUUUCUCCGUUCCUGUACCUACAAAUGUUAUGUGCUAGACUUGUAGGAUUGAUGAAAAUGAGCUAUUAUUUAGCUCACAUUAGCUCCCAGAUUUAACUACGUAACGAUUGAUGAAAGUUACAAAACGUUGCACUUAUUUUAGACACUGUUAGAUGAUAGAACAAGUGAUUCGUUUGAAGCAUACUGAGACCAUAUCAGUGUCAUAUACUGUGUUUAAUAAUACGCAACAAGCUUUACCUCAGAAGUGGGAACUUGUAGGAGCUUUAAAGGAUAAUGCUGCCAGUGUUCUAUAUUUCUGUGAUUGUCAAUGAAUCUCAUGAAAAGAUCCAAACCAACAAUGCGUCUGUCCUUCAGUAGCUUUCCUACCCUGUCUGUGGUACUCAGACACAAAUCUCUUCAUACCUACUGUAGUCUUACAUUUUAAAAAGCAUAUAUUUUCAUUUUUUAAAAAGGGCUCCGUAAUUUCUCCACACAGCUGGGCACUGCAAUUCUUAGACAAUGACAACAGGAGGAGACUAUUUUUAGUGCGGAUUAAGGUGUGUGUGUGUGUGUGUGUGUGUGUGUGUGUGUGUGUGUGUGUGUGUGUGUGUGUGGGUGUGUGUGGGUGUGUGGGUGGGUGUGGGUGUGUGUGGGUGUGUGGGUGGGUGUGGGUGUGGUAAUGAAGGAACCUGUCACUCAGUGCAUUGUGGUUCAUUUGAAUAGUUUUUGGACAGAAAUGGAGCGCUAUGGCGCAGGAGGGAGGGAGGGAGGGAGAAGAUCAACCAGGCUGUGAUACACACACAAUACUUGUUAGUAGAUACAUAAAUUGUUGGUUUUGGUCUUUUAAUGACACUAAGAAAACGUUUUAAAGUGAAUUGUAGUCAUUUGAAAGUAAUCCUAAAUGCUGUCUGUUGUACUCUGGAGAUUUGAGAAUGAAAUCUAAUACAAACAUACUGCUUUUAAAAUCCUAGAUUACCUUCCCUUUUUCCACAAAAAGUGGGAAAUUGUGUGUUUAUAGCCUGGGUCGUAACACUAACAUUGCACUUAUUAAAGUGUUGGCACUCAAUACUGGAGCCAGCAAUCUACUGUGGACGAUUUUAGUAUAACUUCCUUCACCAAAGUCGAGUUAUAAGAGAAAUCUGAUGUCGUUUUUUCCUAAAUGCAACCGUCAGAGGGGCCGCAGCAAGGCUCAAGCUCAUAAUGCAAGAAAUAAGUUCAGUGUCGCAUUAAAAAUUCCAGCUCAGUAAAUAUUUUAUGUCAGAACCGACACAAUUUUUCAGACCUCCAUUUGAGAUACUCAUCGCCUCUGGGUGAUAGAUUUACUACAGCUUAGGCAGCACCGAGGCCCCGGUUCAGUUCAGAAAUGUUAAUAGAAACUGUUGGACUGUCAGUCAUUUAUAUUGCAUAGGACAGAACUCUAGCCAAAGGAUGUUUUUGGAGUACAUUAAACUUGAGGAUUUACGUUUUUUACUAAGUUACAUAACAUUGGAGAGCUGUUUUCUCAUUUAAAUGGAGGAGAAUGCUUUACAUUUCAAAGUCUGACCUGUGUCCUGCAACAAAGUCACUGUAGUUUUCAUGACGGCAGACUAGGACAAAUGCAGUAAAGUAGAUUUAUCCCUGUUUGUUAUCAAAAGAACGGGCCACACUGAUAUAAUUCUCAAGCGUAUAUGCAUUGGUAAAGUAACAACCCCCUCUGUAGUAAUCAGUGAUUGAUAGUUUUGGUUUUUGUUAUGGAGGUGCUUUUUAUUCAGCACAGGGUAAUGGCACCACCUGCUGGAGGACAGUUACAGUGCAGCACGGAUUCUAAUUGGUCCAUGGUCGAAUAACUGAUCUCAGCUCAGUGUGAAACAGAGGUGGAGACGGACACAGUUUGAGUAGAUGGUGAAAUUGAUUUGGAUGAAUCUUAUCAGAAUUUAUUGCACUGUGAUUAUCUUUUUUUUUUUUUCUUAAUUAUAUUUUAUAUGGGUGUUCAUCUUUCCAGAUAUGGGGAAGAAAAAUGUAAAGUCAUUAUAGAUCAACUUGGGAAUCAGACAUUUCAGGCCUCACGCUGAGAAUGACGGAUUUAUUUCACAGGUGCAACACAACGUGUUUGGACGUGCUUUACGUCACACACAGUUCAUCACAGUUCUGCACUUUAAACUGUGUGUGGAACAAACGCAGCGCUGCGACGGCAGGCUGUUAUGCAUCAGUUUAACCACGUUUUCAUGAGCAAGCAGGUCCUAACCUGAAUAUUGGUGUUAAUUUUCAAUAAUGUGGCAGUUGUAGGUUUUUGUUGGGUUUAGUUUUCUAUGCUGUAGUGGGAGAUUUCAAGCGGCAGGCUCACUGUUUGAUGAUGUAGUCGUGCGGAAUUGUUAUGUUGAAAAGUUUUUCUUUUUGGUUUUUGUUUUGCAGUCAAACAUGCUGACACUUGUUUGAAAUGUUGAAUCUGGCCAUUUCAUGCAGUUUUCUGAAAUGUUGACAUUGGCCAAAGGCUCCGCUGCUUGUGGUAAACGCCUAUUAUCAAUAUUAUCACCGGUUUGUUGAACAGUAAAUGUUGCAGAGUAGCCAACUGUGUAUGCCUGCUUCUUGAAAACUCUCCCAAGAAUAUGUUACUACUUUUCACUGCCACAGAAUUGCUAGGAAAUCCCACUCAGUUUACGAGUCCAUGCGCAGUAUCGCUGGUUCUGGACGACCCUUGUUACUGUGAGGGCCAUGUUUUGUGCCGAUGCAUUUUCCAGAUGAUCCUAUGAGUUUUUAAAUGAUUUCUUUAGUUUAUAAAGUAGAGAGGUUUCCUUCACUCACAAAGACACAGGUAAUCCUUCAAUUUAUCAGAAAAAAAUCCUGGUUUUUAUUGGGCAGCCACAGGAUUUGAACCUGUGAUAUUCGGUAUUAAGUGUUCCUCCAAAAAUCCCCUUACUGCUCUCAUUUUACCAGAACUGAUCGAUAUCUUUUUUUUUUUACCAUAUUCUGCUCUACUCUGAAAUGUCUGACCGGUAACUCGGUAACCGGUCGAUAAUUGAGUAAACAAAUAUUUAUUUGGUCCGUCCUAGACCAGGGAUACUGUAUUUGGUUUCCCGAGCUGAGUGGAGUUUCCUAUAAUCAUGUAAGCUACUAAUGAUGCAUUGUGAUAGUGAUGAACAGAAGUUCAGUCAGUAGCCUAUAUUCAGAUAUCUUGUUUUGAGUAGCCACUGUGCAGUAUGUCCAACAUGUGACCCAAACAUGGCUGGUGUUUUGUUUUCAUGUAUCAAACAGCUGUGAUCACUACAGCAGCUCUGGACUCACCAUGUUCACUAUGACAAGGAUUAAACUUUUCUCCUGGAAACAAA